AUGAAAAGUUUACUAUUUUUCGUCGGCUUUGUAGCAUUCGUUUCAGCCCAAGAAUUCGACUGUCCAGAAAAGAGCGGCUUCUAUGCAGACCCUUACCAAUGUGACCUCUACUACAAAUGCACCAAAGGUGUGUCAGAGACCAGACUAUGUCCCGACGGUCUCGUGUUUUCCGAUGAGAACUCCAACAAAGAGCUGUGUGACAUCCCGUCCAAUGUAGACUGUGGUGACAGGAAAGAACUGCAGGAACCUAAACCAUCAAAGGGUUGCCCAAGAAUGAACGGUUACUUCAAACACCCAGACCCCCAGGCGUGUGAUAAAUUCUACUACUGUUCCGAUGGUAUCCCCAACGAGCAUCCCUGCCCCCCUGGCCUUAUCUUCGACGAAGAGUCCUCCAACUGUGACUGGAAAGAAUCUGUCAACAGACAGUGUGAACAUCUAACUAAGGAUGUGCUCGAUGAUGGUUUCUCCUGCCCCGAUGGUGAGGUGACCGGACCCAACGGCCGCGCGCUCCCGCACCCCACCUUCCCUCAUCCCGAAGACUGCCAGAAGUUCUAUAUCUGCCGCAACGGCGUCCAACCACAGAAGGGAUCCUGCCCACUUGGCAAGGUUUACAACGAAGACACCUUUAUGUGUGACGAGCCCUCUAAAGUGCCUGGAUGUGAAAACUUCUAUGAAGGCGAGACGUUUGAGAAGAGCAAGGUACCGAAGAAGGCGUAA
Molecule: messenger RNA, 717 nt
Organism: Arctia plantaginis
Lineage: Eukaryota; Metazoa; Arthropoda; Insecta; Lepidoptera; Erebidae
Source: the annotation of a GenBank genome assembly